AUGGAGAACGACGACCUCCUCGUGGAGAUACUCCUGCGGGUCCCCCCGCGACCUUCCUCCCUCCCCCGCGUCUCCUCUGUCUGCAAGCGCUGGCGACGCAUCGUCGCCGAUCCCCAAUUCUUCCGCCGCUUCUGCGCCCACCACCGGGAAGCCCCCAUCGUCGGCGUGUUCUUCAGAUCCAAUUUCAUUGAACCCUCCUUCAGGUCGACUCUCGAUCCGCCGGACCUCAUCCCGCCCGAGCUCUUCUCCCCGCGGCUCGACGACAUCGACGGCGGCGGCGGCAACUUGUCCUUCCGCGGCUGCUGCCACGGCCGCGUCCUCUUCACCGGCACGGACGGUGGCAGCAGCAGCUGCCGCCAGGUCCUUGUGUGGGAUCCCGUCACAGGCGAACGCCGCUGCACAGGCAGUCCACCACAGCUGAAUGGUCACCACUGGAUCGUGAACGAUAUGCAAGCGGAUGCGCUCUGCGUUGCCGGCGACAAGGGCCACCUGCACGGUGCCUGCCAUUCGAGCCCCUUCAAUGUGGUCUUGGUGUGCGUCAGCGCCGGCGUCGCACGAGCCUGCGUCUACUCGUCGGAGAUGGGAGCCUGGGCCGAUCCCAUCUCAACCUUGGUUCCAUUUGGUAUGUCUCCUUCUCUGGGCAGUCGAAGCAUGCUGCUUGGGAGUUCACUCUACUGGUUUAUGUUUGGCCCCGAGGUGGGUAUCCUUGAGCUUAAUUUCGACAGACAGAGCCUAGCCGUGAUCGAGGUGCCACCACAUGCCUACGCCAACCAUCAGGGACUUUAUUUGAGUACUCUGGGUGGCGCGCUUGGUUUCAUCGUCAUGUCGGAAUCCUACAAAGCACAACUAUGGGAGAGGAUCACUGAUUUUGAUGGUAUUGCUGGGUGGAUGCCGGGACGAACUAUUGAGUUGCGCAAGCUUCUCCCUCUAAAAUCAGGGGAAUGGGUCAAAAGAGUAAGGAUUAUUGCUGGUGAUGAUAAUUUGGUACUUAUGUCAACAUCUAGGGGCAUCUUCAUGGUUCAUCUCGAGUCAUUGCAGUUUGAGGAGAUAUUUAAAAGCAACCCUCUUAAUCGGCUGAGUGAAAAGGUCAUUUGUCUCCCAGGAAGUUUACUGUCAGCCAUCGGCCAUCACUACCUCUGCCCUGUGGAAAUCAAUGCACUUUAUAGCUCACCUUAUUGA
This is a messenger RNA of Triticum dicoccoides, 1179 nucleotides long. Its product is annotated as putative F-box/LRR-repeat/kelch-repeat protein At1g11620. Lineage: Eukaryota; Viridiplantae; Streptophyta; Magnoliopsida; Poales; Poaceae. The record is from RefSeq and is a predicted model, not a curated record. Bases 1 to 1179 code for a protein of 392 amino acids. The transcript is spliced from 3 exons. Gene Ontology annotation, molecular function: protein binding.